Molecule: messenger RNA, 957 nt
Organism: Thamnophis elegans (Western terrestrial garter snake)
Lineage: Eukaryota; Metazoa; Chordata; Lepidosauria; Squamata; Natricidae
Product: olfactory receptor 14I1-like
Exons: 1
Coding region: 1-957 (318 amino acids)
Biological process (GO): G protein-coupled receptor signaling pathway
Cellular component (GO): membrane
Molecular function (GO): olfactory receptor activity; odorant binding; G protein-coupled receptor activity
Source: RefSeq, a predicted model, not a curated record
AUGCAUAAUCACACAUCUGAGUUUCUUCUUUUGGAAUUCUCAAAGAUUUGGGAGCUACAGAUUAUAUAUGCAGGUUUAUUACUGAUCCUCUAUUUGAUGACAUUAACAGGGAAUCUUCUAAUCAUCAUUGCAGUUGUUUUUGAUCAUCGCCUUCAUGUCCCCAUGUACUUCUUCCUGAUGAAUUUAGCCAUACUAGACAUUGGUUUAGUUUCAGUCAUUAUUCCCAAAGCCAUUUUUAAUUCACUUACAAAUAUAAGGCACAUUUGUUACUCAGGAUGUGUUACUCAAGUCCUCAUGUUUGUUUUUUUUGCCGGUUCUGACAUUGCUGUCCUGACUCUCAUGGCCUAUGAUCGAUAUGUUGCCAUCUGCAAACCUUUGCACUAUGAAAUAAUAAUUAACAGGACAGCCUGCACCAAAAUGAUUAGUUGUGCGUGGAUCGCCAGCUUCCUCAAUUCUGUAAUGAACACUGUUGAAACUUUUAUUAUUCCCUUUUGCUCCAAUAUUAUCCAUCAGUUUUAUUGUGAAAUCCCACAUUUACUUAAGAUUACAUGCUCUGGAUCAUACAUAACUAAACUUGGAGUUGUAUUCUUCAGUAUAACAUUAGGAUUUGGUUGUUUUGUAUUUAUUGUCAUUACCUAUGUGCAGAUUUUCACUGCUGUUUUAAAAAUUCCUUCCAUUCAGGGAAGAAAAAAGGCCUUCUCUACUUGUGUACCACACCUCACCAUCUUUUCCAUAUUUUUAUUUACUUCUAUAUUUGCUUAUGUAAGGCCCAUUUCUAACAGAGCAUCAGUUUUUGAUUUUAUAAUCACAAUAUUAUAUUCCAUUAUUCCUCCCCUGAUGAAUCCAUUGAUCUAUAGCAUGAGAAACAAAGAACUCAAAGGUGCUCUUUCAAAAAUUUUCUGGUCAUUUGUUUUUGAAAAGACCUGGAACUGCAUAGCUAUCUCAUCAUCUAUAUAA